AUGUCAAGAGAUUUUCGUCCAGGAGCUAAAUGUGAAUAUACAGUACAAGUUCAAUUACGGUUUUUUUGGGCGGGUAGGUUUUGUUUUGUUUUAUUUGUGUGUGUUGUUGUAGGGGAUUUUCUGUGUUUUCAGACAGCAAGAUGUCAAAAGAAAAGUGUCUGUGAUCGUCCAUUAACCAUUUCUGAUCUGUUAGAGUUUAAGGCAUCAAAGCCUAAUAAUAUUCUUGUAUCGUGGUCUUCUGAAGACGGGGUGGGAUAUUGUUUAGCUGUAUUUCUUGUACGUCGAUUGACAUCUGAUAUUUUAUUACAAAGAUUAAAACAGUUUGGUAACAGACAUCCAGAUCAUACACGAGCAUUAAUCAAGGAAAAGUUAGUUCACGAUCCAGACAGUGAAAUUGCUACAACUAGUCUCAGGGUAUCACUCAUGUGUCCACUUGGUAAAAUGAGAUUACAGAUUCCAUGUAGAGCUAGUACGUGUACACAUCUACAAUGUUAUGAUGCUAAUACGUUUUUAAUGAUGAAUGAGAAGAAGUCAACAUGGAUUUGUCCAGUUUGUGAUAAAGCAGCCUCUUUUGAUAAGCUAAUCAUUGAUGGUUACUUCUUGGAGAUUUUUCGUGCAUCUCCUGAAUGUUCUGAAAUCCAAUUUCAUCCUGAUGGCAAUUGGAGUCCAUUGGAACAACCAAAAGAAACACAUAUUAUAUCUAGUCCUGUUGUUAAAGUAACAACUAAACCCGAACCAUCAUCUACUUCAGCUAUAGAAGUUAAAAAUGAGCCUGAUGUUAUAGAUCUGACAUUAGAUAGUUCAGAUGAAGAGGAAGUAGAAGAAGAAGUAGUAGCUCCUAAAUCAGUUUCAGAUAAAGGACCACAAUCGUUUGACACAACAGCUUGUCCAAUAAUUAUUAAUGAUUCCAUCAACGCACUUGACCUCUCACCGUCUGGAAGUUUAGGAAUUUCUCCAUAUCCAGUUAACUUCCAAGAUAUUACCUGCACUCUACCUCAGUUUGACAGAAUGCAAGAAAAUUACACAGUCCCAAAUGGAAGGAGUGGGAUGGAAAGUAUUUCACCCCCAAGUAAUUACUCAACAACAGUAACUGGAAUGUUUUCUAACCAAGUCUAUCCAGAGGAUUUGAGAAUGAUUCCACCCCUGCAAAAGUCACCAGUACAGAACAUCAACCCUUCAAAAGCAUGGAAUCUACCAGAGCCACCCCCUCUCAUUCCCAUAGAAACAAGAAGCACUGAUUACAUUACACCCACCUUACCUAACUCAAUCUCAUUACCAAAUUUUCUGGACGAUCCAGAGUUCUUCUCAAUUAUGAACAAUGAAAGUGGGCAGAUGGUUAUGUUAAAUUAAAUUUAAAAAAAAAAAAGAUGUCUAACAUAGUUCUCAGGUUAAAGUUAUUUGUGUACUAUAAUAUGUAUAUAAUGUAAAUAUUGGUGGAUGAAAGAAGGCUGUGGUGAUGGUUAGAUGACUGUUCCCAGUGCUGUUACAGAACCCUUAGUCAAAAUCAUACAUAGUGUGAAUGCUAUUAAGAGAAUUUAUUUAUAUAUACAUGUCCAUGUCAAGUCUUUCAUUUGGUGAAUUAGCCAUUGUUUGGCCAUUGACACAGCUGGAGUGGCAGCUAUGAUUCCAGAUGCCAAAAAAUCAGAAUAAAUGCAAUAGCUUUCAACGUUGUUUUAAAUAAAAAAUUUAAACAUACCAGAACAGAAUCUUCGAGUGGUGCAACACCUAGAAGCUCAGUUGCAGGGCUGGGCCAAUUCUCAAUCAAAAUGUUUUCUUUCUAACAAUCUUAUGAUUAAAAUGUAUUUAUUUUAUAUUAUGUGUAAACUUUUGUUAAUAUGUAAUUAUAUGUUGCCAUGUUAAUUAAGAUAAUGCCGUUGCCAUGCAAAAGACAAACUAAUAUUGUCAUAAAAACCAGAAACUGGAAUAAUUUAAAGUAGUCUAGAGGAUUUAGGCAAAGGAUUUGAGUCAAUAACUGUUGACCUGUAUGGAUCAUCUUUUUGUUAGUGGUUUUUAUUUUAUUAAAAAUAAUUCCAUAUUGAAUGUGAGAAAAGGGACAUUUGAAAAUAAAAUUUGAUGUUAUGUAUAGUCUUGCACUAAUCGGUGUAAAUCUAGAUUUCUUAUAGUGCUAAUUUGUUUCUGGUUGAAUUCCAUGUUAUAUAUUUAAGAACAAUUAAUUAAAUGAAUAGUAAGGCUUAUCCAUGUACAAAUGUUUAGUUGCGGCUAGACAGCAACCGAUAAUACAAUUUAUUUUCGAUGAAAAUAGCACCCACAUGCUUACCCAUACAGGUGAAAACCAUCAAUUGUUCUGUUUUGUCCCAUGAAGGUUGGAGGUGUUUUCUUCAAUUAAAAUCAAUCACCCUAUCAUGACUUCCAUACAUUGUAACAUGACAUUCGUUAAAACAAUCUAUUCGACAUGUAUAUUUUGCAAUAAUAAAAGAAUAUUAUUUAAAAUGAAAUAAAUGAGUAAGUGUUUAUAAAAUUGAUCUCACAUGUAA
Messenger RNA from Patella vulgata (common limpet), 2495 nucleotides. RefSeq names its product E3 SUMO-protein ligase PIAS2. Gene Ontology annotation, biological process: protein sumoylation; regulation of transcription by RNA polymerase II. The transcript is spliced from 11 exons. The record is from RefSeq and is a predicted model, not a curated record. Gene Ontology annotation, molecular function: zinc ion binding; SUMO ligase activity; transcription coregulator activity. The coding region runs from base 1 to 1350 and encodes 449 amino acids. Lineage: Eukaryota; Metazoa; Mollusca; Gastropoda; Patellidae.